Molecule: messenger RNA, 3526 nt
Organism: Branchiostoma floridae (Florida lancelet)
Lineage: Eukaryota; Metazoa; Chordata; Leptocardii; Amphioxiformes; Branchiostomatidae
Exons: 6
Coding region: 147-1178 (343 amino acids)
Source: RefSeq, a predicted model, not a curated record
UCUGCGCAAGUCACGGUCUGAUUGGUGGAGGGAAAUUUUGAAACGGGCGACUCGUUUCUUUGUUCUCGGCUAGACUGUAAAUAGUUUUAGCAGCAGUUUCUAGGUUAAUUUUAGCCACUAGGUCAUAAGAUAGGCACUACUACACGAUGAUAUCGCGAUCAGAGAGCAUAAAGAAAUCCUUCAGGCGGCGGAGGAGCUUGGUGACCGCAGCGGACGACCAGGCGAGCCCGGCGGCGGUGGUGAAGAAGCCGCCCCUCCGCCGGCGUCCCUCCCUCGCCUCGAUGCAGGAGCUGCGCCAGAGCGUCCGACUCAAGCUGGACGAUCACAAGAGAAGACACAGAAGUCUGGUAGAAGUUGGCAGCGAUGAGGAAAUACCAGAAUCUCCACCAGAUCAGAAAAUCACAGGUAUGAAACCAAGGUUUGUCCGUCGCCCGUCCCUAAGAAGCCUGAAAGCCAGUCUACCCUACAACCUGCGCAUGAGACGCCAGCCCAGCCUGGUAGAGGCCGUGGACGAAAAGGCCAGUCCCGUGGUCGCCACUUCGGCCAAAGUCCGCAGACGUCCGUCCUUCAAGAUGAUUCGCAACCAGCUGGCCGAGCGCGGCGUCGGGAGGGAGCUGUCCGGACUGAAAAGGAAAGCGAGCAGCGUUGUUCGAGCGGCUACAAACACGCUCGGAGCAUUGCCAAAUAAAUUCAACAUAAACAACCAGAAACGCCAGCGGUUGGUCGACACGUGUGAGGUUUCCUCACCGGACACGACGGUCGGUUAUCGCUACAGUAUCCUAACUCAACCCAUAAACAGGACCAUACGGAACCCCUCCCCCUUCACCCCUGUACGACAAAGUAGUACGGCCCAGCGGCGGUCGGUACGGCGCAGCGCUCGCAGGAGGUCGCGGGCAUCAGCCACUCCCUCCGCCAGUCCUGCGUCUCUAUUGGCCACUCCUGACGGGCCUUUGACACCAAUGAGGAUGAUCCAACAGGAGGCUCUGUCCAACAGGGCCUGUUACAUCAAGUUUGACAGCCCAGGGAAGGAUCUAGACCUCACCUUCAACAGGACUGUCUCUAACGUCUCCACGGAGCUCAGCAGAGCAGACGACCCUAAAUCCAUUUCCCUGGAUGAAGCUGUGAUCUGUAAUCUGAUGACCAAGCUGAACUCAAAAGUGUCCGUCAAAGACAACUGAGACCGCAACACAAGGGGUGAUACAUGUACACAGUGUCUUCUAUCUAAAUUUCAUCUUCUAUCAUCUAUGUACUCUGUCUUUGGGCCAACCCUCAUGUCAUUCCUCAAAAUCAUGCCAAGAAUUAACAAACGAUUUAUGUAAUAUGUUACAUAAUCUUACUGGACUGUGUCAAAUAGUGCCAGGCAUUUGCAAAGUUGUGCCAAUCAGUAUUUUGCUUAAAAAUGGCACGAAAUUGAACUUGUAUCAAACUGAGUAUGUAACAUUCUGUGCAUGGCCAUUUUGUUUGGCUCAUCUAGGAUUUGUGUGGAAAUGUGUAAGUGUGACUGCAAUGGAUGAUUGCCAUAGAUUUAGAAAGUUAGUGCAAUUUCCUAACACACUAUGGCACAUUCCAGUGAGAUACCAGCUGUAGCACUUUCUCAAAAUGUGCUGUUUAUCUAAGUGUUAUAUCUCUCUGUCAGUCAUAGAUAUAGCAAAAUCAUUAAAAAUUAGGGGUAGUCUCCACGCUGUCACCAUGACAUAUUUUUUGUCAAACCUCCAACAUUUCUGUCUCUUAUAUGUUGUUACAUUAUUUUGUGUUUUGUAUCUUUAAACAAUAUCGGUAUGUGAGAAACGGAAAAUGUCAUUAAUGUGGCCAAAGUCUUUAACUGGUUCAACAAAUAUUGUUCAAGCUUGCUCUAUUUUGUACCACUUAAUAGAAUUGUAUGUACAUGUAUUGUUUUUAAUGUUUUUCACUUUUUGUUGCGUCUUGCUAAAAUGCUGCCAGUUUGUUUGGAUUAUCCAAACAGUGCAUAUAUAACGAAUAACGAAUAAUAAUGUCUGAAAUCCGCUUGCUUUUAAAUGCCAAGUCAGCUUGAUUUAAUUACAUAUCAAUCAUGGAACUAACGACAAUUAUGGUAUUAUGGUAUUAUGAUUUGAGUUUAAAUCAGUACAAUGAGAAUUUGAUAUGAAAAUCUUUCUGGUGGAAGAAGUUAUAUCUGUUGCUAACCGACGUCUUUCUAUAAAGGUUUUAUUUUUGUAACACAUUUGUAUUUAUCAAUAACUUCUCAUGCUACCUAAAACUAAUGAUACAUAUAUCUUUUUUAUAUCAUCAACUCAAUUUUUAUAAGAGUAGGCCUAGGAAAAAUUGUGUUUCCAAUUAUGCUCCUUUAAAAAGAUUAGGGUCAGUGGGUAGACUUGUUAUAGUCUUCAAAAAUUGCGGCCUAGAACUACUACAUUUUUGCAAUGUACAAAACAGCUAUUCAUGGAACAAGCAAAAGUAUAUUGAUAAAUUGACAAUGUGUAGCACAAAUUGUAUUUUCCAAUUUAUCAAUAAGUAUAAAUUGUAUUUAUCAAACUGUUGAAAGCCCUUAUCAGUUAACAGUGUGAAAUGCAAUAAGUUUUCAUGCAGAAAUUAGAAACAAAGAGCUGACUAAAAAUGGCAAAGGUUGGCAGGUUUUUGCUUGGGUUGUUUGGUAAACCGGAAACACAUUUCUUGCAUAGGCCUUAUAUAUAGACAACUAUAUAGCCAACUAACGGGACAUCUCAUGUACAUUGUAUACUAAAAUAGGAUAAUACAGGGUAUACCAAUUCUAUAGCCAGACUGAAUACUUAGAAUAGUGUUAAAGGCAACAUGUUCUAAAAUACACCUGCAAGACUUUUGAGCUGUGCAAAAAUUUUGAUUGUAUUUUUAUGAUUUACAUGGCUGCACAAAGAAAGUUCGUAAAGUCUAAAAAUUGUUUUGGUCACUUGCAUUUGAAAGUACAGUACUAAUUUUGAGUCUCUUAGCGUAUCUCUUAGCAGAAGUUUUAAAACUGUGCACAUUAUGACAAAAGUUCUGCUGUUUUAAAUGACAUAGUGUAAAUGUAGUCUUACCAUAUGCAUGUAACUACGCUGUAGUAUGAAUGUAUACCUCACUGUUUCACCACUUCUACACUUACACUUUAAUGUUGGAUCAAAGUUGAACUGCAAUUUCCAACACAAAAUUUGGGCCUAUCCAAUUUUUUACUGUCCAGUAUUGUCCAGGAAUGAGCAAUUCACUAUACCCUGUCAUGUUAUGUACUAGAUGGAAGUUAGAUCACAUGAACAUGUGCAACUAAAGAUCCCACCAUUCACAGAGUCACGUGUUUUAUCUACACAACGUGACAUCACAGAAGCAGUGGAUUGCUUAUUCCUUGACAAAGACUGGAAUUGGACAGUCGAGAAUUUGAGUAAGUCCAAUUCUUGUGUUGGAAAUAACAGGUCAACUUUGAUUCUACCAACACAGAUGAACUUUCGUGUUAAAGUCCAGUGCAUUGUGCCAUAUGUACAGUACAUGUAUUUUCUGUCAUGACAGAUCUAACAAAUCUAGGAAUAAAGUCUAAUUGUUACUA